This is a messenger RNA of Paramecium sonneborni, 486 nucleotides long. The record is from the annotation of a GenBank genome assembly. Lineage: Eukaryota; Ciliophora; Oligohymenophorea; Peniculida; Parameciidae.
AAAAUAUUUAAUACCAAUUAAUGCAGCAAUAAGUCACCACAGUUCACACAGAUAAAUUCAAAGCCAUAGGUCCCUAUUCUGCUGGUAAAAUAGUUGCACCAACAGCCCACCUAGUCUAUUUAUCAGGAUAGUUAGGAAUUGUUCCAGAAGUAAAUAUUAAAAUAUCUAUGUACAAUAGACAGGAAAUUUAAUUUCUGAAGAUGUUGCAGAAUAAGCUACUUAAGCUAUGAAAAAUGUUGGAAUUUUGUUAGAAGCAUCUAAAUCUAGCUUUAAGAAUGUUGUUAAAUGCAUCGUCUAUUUAGUUGAUAUGGCUGACUUUGCAAAAGUUAAUGAGGCAUAUGCUAAAUUCUUUGAUGGUGAAUAUCCAGCAAGAGUUUGUAUAGCUGUCAAAUAAUUACCAAAAGGUGGCUUAGUAGAAGUUGAAGUCAUUGCAGUUUAAGAUACUGAAUGACGUAUAAUAUAUUUGCAUAAAAUUUUAUAAAAACA